Molecule: messenger RNA, 1193 nt
Organism: Amphiprion ocellaris (clown anemonefish)
Lineage: Eukaryota; Metazoa; Chordata; Actinopteri; Pomacentridae
Exons: 8
Coding region: 159-983 (274 amino acids)
Biological process (GO): biosynthetic process
Source: RefSeq, a predicted model, not a curated record
CGGACGGCAAACCUCGCGAGAAGUGCUAGGAGCUUUUCCGUGAAUUAUUUUUCCAACUCUGUACUUUCUGUCUCACAGUUCACAGCCUUUACAUAGUCACUAACCUUAAGGUCAUACAGCUAGCAUCUGAACGGCGUUUCUCCAGGCCCACAGUGUAAAUGAAAGCUGUAAUUCUCGCUGCCGGGUACGGAACCAGGCUCCAGAGGGAUGUCGUUGCGGACAGCAGCGGGAGGUUCGCCCACCUGGCCGGCGUGGCGAAGCCGCUGCUGCCGGUGGGUCGCUGCGCCCUGAUCUCCCACUGGGUCCACGCUCUGACCGCCUCCGGCUCUGUGGACGGCGUUUAUGUUGUAACCAACGCUCUUUACCACGCUGCAUUUGAAGAAUGGGCAGCACAUUUCACAAAUGUCAGGGUCCUCAACGAUCAAACGACAAGCAAUGACGAGCGUCUGGGUGCUGUGGCCUGCUUGCAGCUCGCAGUAAAGCACUUCAAGAUCGACGACCAUGUUCUAGUUAUUGGAGGUGACACCCUCUUCAAAGAAGAUUUCAGCCUCAGUAAAGUCAAAGAGAGGUUUUCUGAAGUGCAAGCAAAGUGUGAAGACAGCUGUCUGGUGCUCUCAUACCAGUGCAAAGAUGAAGAAACCCAGAAAUAUGGAAUACUGGAAGUAGAUGAUGAUCUUCGCGUCCUCUGUAUGAAGGAGAAACCUCUUCCUUCUGAGACAAAGUCAAGAAGAGCAUGUCCUUGCUUCUAUGUGUUUUCAAAGAAAAGCCUUCCUCUUGUGGAUACUUUCCUUGAGGAAAAGAAGGAUACUCCUAUUGAAGAGAAAGAUGCUCCAGGAAACUUUGUGUCUUGGCUUAUUCCAAGGAAACCAGUGUACAUUCAUCAGAUUUCUGGGCGUUUUGAUGUUGGAAACUUGCCUUCCUAUAUUGAAUGUGACCUGUACUUCAGAGAAAAACUUCAGGAUGUCCAGUCUUACAUGGUGUAGAAGAACCAUGAAUACAUAGAAACAAGUUAUUUAUUUUGCCAUGUUAAAAAAAAAAUCAUCCAAGAACAGAAGAAAUCAAAUGUGACAUCUUGGCCAAUUUUAGAAUGUCUGUAAAUUUGUCUGUAAAAGUUGCUUAGUCAGUAAGUGUGAAUGUUAACUGUAUGCAAUUUUAUAAAGGAUAUUUUCUAUUAAAAUCAUUUCUUUGAUCUA